AUGCCCAGUGAAACCACGACUACUAACAAAGUAUCAUUAUCCACAAAACCAACAGAAUCCAGAUGGUUGGCUAUAGCUAAUUUGCCUGAAACGGCUACAGAAGAUACAAUCAAAGAAUGUUUUAAACGACAUGGCCGUGUUCAAUCAGUUAGAAUCGAUGAUCAACGUUUUGCGUUUGUUGCUUUUUUGGAUGUACGUACAGCAUCGAAAGCACAUAAUGCAGAGAAUAUUCUCGAUGAAAAACGAUUACGAACAGCAUUUCACGAUGGUUCUAAUUCAGUGCCAAAAGCAUUAUUAGAACCUUGUCCACAACCGAUUCAACCGUUGUCUUCUUCAACUAUAGUACUAUCUGAACAACCAUCACCAUUAAUUUCUUCGACAAUUGUUGAACCAUCAUCAUCAUCAUCUUCGAAUACAUCAAAUAUAACAACAGUGACAAAUCCAUUAUCGACUAAAACAAUAAAUGGUGAUCGAGAUAAACGUAUAUCACGUACACUUGGUAGUCCUGAUGAAAAUGUUCGACAUCAAGUUGUACCUGUUAAACGUGACUCUGAUUCAUCAGGAAGUAAAAGAAAAACAUCGUCCACUAAAAAUUCAAAAACAGCAAAUAGUUCACAUUCAACAAUACAAAAACCACCACGACGAAAACAUGAAAAUUCCUCUUCAUCAUCGUCGUCUUCAUCAUCAUCAGAAUCCGAAAGAUCGAGUGAUGAUAGGUAUUUUCAUUUUAAUAACAACACACACAAAACACCUGAAGCAAAAUCUUUUAGUAUUUCAUGUAAAAAUCGUCGGCGUAAUCCAACUAAAAUUCAUUCAUCAUUAAACGAUUCAAUGGGUAAAACGAAAAUAUUAAAAAUUUAUCAUUUACCAUCAAAAACUCCUAAAGAAUCAUUACGUGAAUCAUUAUGGAAUUUAUUUGUUGAAUUUAAAAAAUCAGGUCGUUUAUUAACAGUUAAAAUCGAUGGUGAACAUGAAUCACGUUAUGCUUUAUUAACAUUCAAAAAAUCUGAUGAUGUUGAUAAAGCAUUAACAUUUGCCGUAACUAAAUCUAUAAAUGGUGUUAGAUUAAAAGCUGAACCAUACGAUGGAACCAUAAAUGAAAAUGAUGAAUGUGAUAUAAUGAAACGUUCAAUAUGUUCAGAUCCUGAUAUUGAUGAAUAUUCUAUAAAAGCAACACGUACUUUAUAUAUAGGAAAUCUUCAAUCAGAAAUAUCUUAUAAUGAAUUACGUGAAAUAUAUUCAGCAUAUGGUGAUAUUAUUGAAGUUGAAAUAAAACGUCAAACACAAUCUCCACAUCAAUUACCAUUUGCAUUUGUACAAUAUGCUGAUAUUAAAAGUGUUGUUAAAGCGAUGAAAGCCUUCGAUUCAAAGUUUUCAAGAGAUCAUUCAAUUAAAUUGGGAUUUGGUAAAAGUCAACCAACAAAUGUACUUUGGCUUGAUGAUUUACCAUUGAAUGUAACAGAAUCUUCAAUACGAAACUUUAUAGUUCGCCAUACAAAUUUACCUACUUGUGAUGUCGUUGAUAUAUUUAUUGAUAAUCGUAAUAGCCAUAAAAGUCAAACAGCACAAUGUUUAAUUUAUUUUACUGAAACACGUGUUGCACAAGAAGCUAUAAAUGCAAUACGUGGAAAAAAACUUGAUUCAAAAAGAAUACAAGUAGAUUUUGCUAGUAAAGUAUUUGUUACAAGAUUUUCGGAUAUUAUUGAAGAAACUAGUCAUAAGAAAAAUUAUGGUGGUGGUUAUCCACCUGAUUCAACUUAUCAUGCAGAAUCUCGAGCUGUAUCAAAGCGUAAUGGUACAACACGUGAAAUUGUUCCUGAAACUCUUCAAACAUUUGAUGCACCAUCUACUCGAACAAACAGUAGUGAUCGAUGGUCAAAUGCAUAUAAUAAUGGUAAUCGAUCGCAACAUAAAAAUGAUUCAAGGCAUUCGUCUGAUCGUCGACAUUCAAAAGAAUACGGUAAAGGAACAAAUAGUACAUUAAUAUCCAUUCCGUCAGUUGAUAAUGGAUCUAUUUGUGGUUCAUCAUUAAAUACUCGACGACAUCGUUUAUCAACUUCAUCAAAAGAUAGUCUUUCAAAUAAUCUCACAUCCGGUCGAAAUCCUCAUCGUAAUAGUCAUAUUCGUCAUCAUGCAUCAUCAACAUCAUCUUCAUCUUCAAGAUCAUCAUCAACAUCAAGUCAUAGUUCAACAAGUACAAAUAGUAUUGAACAUCAUUCUAAUUCAUAUCAAAAACAUCAUACAAAUAAACAUUCACAUAAAUCAUCAAGAAAACCAUCAAAAUCUUUAGCAAAUAAUAAUUUAAAAAUAUCCUCAGGAAAAAAAUCUUCCUCAAAUAAAGAGCAUACAAAUAAAUCAUUAUCGAAUCGUUCACGAUCACUAAAAUCUGAAAAAGAUAAUGAUUCAUUAACAAUCAUUCCAACUUCUCAACAACAACAGCAACAACAACCAAAUCCAGUUAUUCUUCCAAGUUUAACACUUGAAGACCAAUUGGAAACACUAAAAAAAGAAUCAACACCACCACCACAAUUAUCACAGUUACCUAAACAACAACAAACAACAACAACAAUUCAUUCAUCAUCAUCACCGAAAGCACCACUAAAAAAUACUGAACGUGUUUUUGAUUGGCUUAUGCAAAAUCAUUUACCUGAUAGUAAUAGUUCAAUGGGCUUAGAUCAAAAUGAUGAUGAUGAACAUACAUUAAAACCUAAACCAGAUGAUGAUAGUCUUGAAAAUGUUAGUGAUGAACAAACAUCAAAAACAUCACCACCUAUUGAAACAAAUAAUUUAACAUUAACAGCAAAUAUUAAAUCAUCAUCAUCAGCAGCUGCAUUAGCAAAAAAUUCUAAAAAUGAGAAAUCUUCAUUAACAUCCGCAUAUCGUUUACAACCAAUACGUACAGGUAAUAAACGUGAUGAACAAAAUGAUAAUAUAACAACAAAUGAUAUUCAUUUAUCACCAACACAAACAUUAACAACAGCAGCAGUAGCAACGACAAUAACACCAACAACACCAACACCAACACCAACACCAACACCAACAACAACAACAACAACAAUAAUAACUAAAGAUGAUUUUGAUAAUCAUACAAAUCAUCGUCGAAUACAUAAAACAAAAUAUCAUUUAUCAACAAAUCAUACAAAAACAAUUCCAUUUGAUACAAUAUCAUCAUAUGAUCAAUUAGAUGUACGUUUAAGAAGUUAUCCAUCAUUAUUUAACGAUCAUAUUGAAUCAAUACGUUUACCAUUUCCACAAUUUGCAUUUGAACAUAUAAAAACUUCAACAACAUCAUCAAAUGUUCUUGUUGUACUUAAUCCAAAAGCACAUUUAAAACAUUCAUCACUUGGUUUAAAUAAUCCAUCAUCAUCAUCAUCAUCAUCAUCAGCACCAAUAACUACACCAACAUCAACAACAACAAAAUAUGAUCUAUCUAUGGAUACGAAUCUCCUUAGUAGUAAUAAUAAUAAUAAUAAUGAUGACGAUUUAACAACACGCAUACCACUUGAUGAACGUAUCAGAUUAUUAGAUAAACAAAUGUAUGAAAUGAAUCAUGGACAACAGAAAUCAGCAACAUCAUCAUCAUCAUCAUCAUCAAGUUCAUCAUUAUCACCAGCUAUACUUAUUGAACAACAAAAUUCAAAAACAGUAACAACAACAAUAGCAUCGUCAUCAUCAACAACAACAAUAGUAACAACAAAUACAAAUGCAACAGUUAAAAGUGUUAAUGAACUUGUAUCAACACUUUCAGCAUCAACACCAUCAACAACACUUGCACAAUGUAUACAAGCAGCACGUGCUGCUGCAUUAAAUGCUCAACCUACACAAAUAAUAUCACCAUCAAAAACAACACCAACUAUAUCAUCAACAUCACCAUUUCAUUAUCCAAUUACAUCUGUACCAACAUUAGGUUUAAAUCGAACUAUGCCUGUAACAUCACCAUCAUCAUCAAGUAUAUCAGUAUUAACAGCACCACCCCCACCUCCACCACCUCCACCACCAUUUACAGGUUUACAACGUUUACCUGAAUCCCCGAAUUCAAUAUUAGCAACAUUUCAUGCUGCUAUUGCUCAAACACAAACUGCAGCAAAAUAUAAUUCAAUGUCUUUUGCUACUACACUUCAUCCUCCACCACCACCGGUGCCGGCUUCACUCAUAUCACCAUCACUUAAUCUAAAUCCUAUAUCAACAACUUCAACACUUAAUCCACCAUCGAAUAAUAAUCUAAUUGCAACAUUAAAUUGUCCGCCAUCAUCAUCAUCAUCAUUACCAAAUCGUUCGAAUUCAACAAAUCUUUUAAGUCCACCUAUAUCUAAUAUUUCAUCUGUGUCAUCAUUUCCGGAUUCAUCAACAAAUUCUCCAAGUACAUCAUCAGCUAAAAUUCUUGAACGUCUUGGUCCAUCAGCUAAAUUUAAACGUAAACCAAUUCCACCACCAUUAGCUGUUAAUACAACGCCAACAACACCUUCAACACCAACAAGUAUUAAAGAUUCACCUAUAUUACCAUCACCUGAAUCAACAACACCAACAAAUCCAGGAACAAAUGUACAUCGUUCACCAGUAACAAUAUCAUCACCUAUUCUUCAACAUCAAACAUCAACAGGUUUAAAGUCUAUAUUGAAACAACGUUCAUUAUCAAAUCCAUCACCAACUUCAUCAUUAUCACCAACAAAUGAACGAAAAUCAUCAACUAAUUAUGUGUCACCAUUAGCAUCAAAUGAAUCACGUUCAACAUCACAAACAAAUAAUAAUCGUUCAACAUCAAUUGAUUCAACAACUAAACGUACACCACCACCAACAACGCCAACAAUAACAACAAAUGAAAAGAAAAAAUCUCUUAAUCAGCAAGAUACAAAUAUAUUUACAAAUGAUAUUGAUGAACGUCAAACAGAUGAAAAAAAAUCUACAUGGCGUGCACCAAUAACAAAACAAACAUUAUUAAAUGAUACAAAUAAUACAAAAAAACCAACAUUAGAUAAAAUUCCGAAAAAAUCUUCAGCCGUAUCAUCAUCAACACCAACACCAUCAACAACAAAAUCAGUUGUAAAUGAAUCAACAAAAUCAGUUGUAAAUGAAUCAACAAAAUCAGUUGUAAAUGAAUCAACAAAAUCUACAACAAAAGUGACUAAAACUACUAAACAAACAUCUGUUACAUCACUUGGUUCAAAAGUUCCACAAUUAACACUUGAACGUAUUGAUCCAAAAGCAUUAAAAACACCAACACUAACUGGAUCAGUUGAAAAAUCUACAAAUAAAUCUUUGAAAUUAAAACGUACACAUAUUAUUCAAAGUGAUAGUGAUACAGAAAAAAAAUCAUCAACAACAACAAAUGAUGCGCAAAAAACAAAAAAGCCUUUAUUAAAUAAUGAAAUAACAAAACGUAAACAACAACAUCAGCAAAAGACUAUAACAACAAAAAAAAGUCAAUCAAUUACAACUAAAAAUAAAAUUCAAACUAAUACAAAUAAAAAACAAACAAUUACAGAAACGAAUUCAUCAGCAUCAGAUAUUGACGAAAAAAAAACUGAACAAACAAUUAUGAAUUCUGAUCAUGAACAAACAUCAACAGAUAAUGAUGAAAAAGUUAAAAAAGAAACAAUUAAUAAACGAACUAAAACAACGAGUAAAAAUAGAUUAAGAUCAACACAAAAUCUUACUAAUUUUAGAGAAUUAAGACAAGAUUCUAGUAUGUAUGAUAGAAUUAAAAAACGAGCAAGAAAUGAACAAACACGAAAUAGCUCGUUAUCAACAAGUGAAGACCAUUUAUCUGAUGAAGACAGUGAUGAUAAUGAUGAUGAUGAUGAUGAUGAUGAUGAUAAUGAUAAUGAUGAUGAAGAUAAUGAUGACGACGAUCAUAUGCCUAGUCGGCCAGCCAAUACUACACCAAAACGACAUAAUGUUAUGAGUGAUUCAUCCGAUUCUGAAGUCGAUAGAUCUUCAAGAACUAAAACAAAAACAUCAACUGUAUUCGAUAAUAAUGUAUUCGAUGCUGGAGAAAGUGAUGAAUCAACUAAACCAAUAAAUCGUAAAAAGAAAAUAAAUCAACAACAAACACAACAAACACAACAAAUAAAAAAAUCUGUAUUAAAGACAAAUAAUGAACAAACGAAAAAAGAAAAGUCAACCAAAACUAAUGAUGAACAAUCAACAAUAAAAAAGAAACUACCUAUAACAAAGACAAUUGAUAAAAAGAAAUCUACAGUUAAUUCAAUAAAACCAACAUCAAAACCAACUAAAACAACAAUAUCAACACCAAAACGUCCAUCAACUGAUGAAUCGAAUGAAUCCACAAAAAAAUUUAAACUUGAUGAUGAAAAACCUAAAGUAACUUCAAUUCAAGAACAAACAUCAUCAACAAUAAUUCCAGUUGAAUCAGACGUUUCUCUAAUAAACAAACCUGCAAUUACUCUUACAUCACCAUCUGAUGAAACAACAACAACAACAACAAUACCAACAACAAAUGAACCAAAAAUUGAUGAACCAUCAACAGAAAUUCAAUCACAGACAACACUAACUAAAUUUGGUAUUGUAUUUACUAGUCAUCAUCGUCAUUCAACAGCAACAACGCCACCAUCAUCAUCAUCAUCAUCUAUUCGUACACAAUCAACUGAAACACCAAAAAAUGAUGAUGAAAAUAUGGAGCAUGAUAAUGAAUCAAUAUCUAUUAAGAAUAAUGAUAAUAAUGAUACAACUUUAAAAGAUGAACAAAUAAUACCGACUACAAAUACAUUAAAACCACCAACAAUAACAACACAACCACCGUUAAGUGAUGAUGAAACACUUAAUCCUGAAACAAUGCAACUUAGUGAUUUAAUUAGUACACGUAUACGUGAAGGAAUAAAACCAGUACAAUCUCGUUCAACAACAAAAACAACUGGUAAAGGUAAACGAGCAGCAAAACAAGAUGCAUCUCCUAAUAAGCGUCAACAAACAAAAACAAAUUCUAAAACAAUACAAUCUAUAAUAUCAAAUGAAAAAGAAUCUGAAUCAAUAAUAACAUCAACAGAUUCUAAUCUGUUAUCAUCAAUAGAACAACCAGCACCAAUAUCAACAAAUACAAAACGUUUAUCUAUAACAGAAUCUUCAUCUGUAUCAUCUCCAAUUAAUGAUAAAGAACCAAAACGUUUACGUAAAAGUACAGAUGAUUCAACAGUACAAUUACAAAAUAAAACUGAACUUAAUGAAGAUCUUUCACAAACAACAAAUAUACAAAUUAAAGAAGAUACUAUUGAAUCAAUAGUAUCAUCUGAAAAAAAUAAACAAGAAACUCCUUCACCAUCAGUACCACUACCAACAUCCCCAUCAACUCUUGAUGAACCACAAAUAACACCAAUGGAAACUGAUCAAAUUCCAUUAUCAUCUUCAAUCAUAGCAUCAACUAAAUCACCAUCAACCACAAGUACUGAAACUGAAAUUGCUAUUAAAGCGUUAUGUUCAUCUAUACAAAUACCACAACAAUCAUUAUCUAAAACAUCUAAUCUAGAAAAAGCAUCACCAAUUAUAGCACCUAUAUCAAAAGAAACAUUACCUAUUGUUGAACAUCAAUCAACAUCUAUAACAACAACUUCUAUAUUACCUCCACAUGUUCCAAUUAAAUCAUCAAUAACAUCAGCAGCAUUUAAUGAAAAUGUUGAAGAAACGUUAAGUGCAGUAAAUAGUCUUCUUAUGCUUAAUAAUAAUACUUCAAAUAUAUCCGGCGAUCAUCCAGCAAUAAAAGGUGCUGCACGUGUAACACCAACAAUAAGUAAACCAGUUUAUUCAUAUGUAGCAUCAUUACCAAGUCCAACAGAUCAACAAACUCGACAAGUACCACCACCACCACCACCAUCACUACCAACAACAACAACAAGUAUUUCAAGUGUUCCAACACAACAAACGGAUUUAAUAACAAUGGUAUCAAAUAUUGUUUCAUCAUCAAAUGUUACUGGAGAAAAACCAUCAAUAACAACAUCAACAUCAUCGAUAACAACAACACGAUCACAUAUUGAAGAAGUUAUUGACGAUGUUGCUAAAAGUGCAUCCACAACAACUAGUAUAAUAACAGAACCAACAACAUCUAUUGUCGAUACAAAUUCAUUAUCAUCAUCACCAUCUACUGGUACUAAUAAAUCAACAUCAAUACCAAGUAUAUUACGUGAUGUUAUGAAAACACCUUGUUUAACAUCAUCGACAACAACAGCAACAAGUGAAACAUUAAAUUUAUUUGAUGCACAUUGUCGUUCGACAUCACCAUUGAAAACAACAACAAUAACAACAGCAGCAGCAAAUGUUUCAAUAACAACAACAACACCAGCAAAUAUUUCGACAACAACAACAACAGCAAAUUCAUUGAAUACUCCUGUUGUACCUGUUGUUGUUCGACCAACAUUAUCAAAAACAUCAACAAGUCAAAAACGUUCAUCAACACCUAAAACUGAACCAUCAUCAGCAAUAAUGCAUCCAUUUUCACAUAUGCUUACACCAGAUGGUAGUAUAUUUGCUGCCGCAGCGGCUGCUGUUCAUCAUCAAAAAUUUCCAUUUUCAUUAUUUUCACCAUUAUCAUCCAAUCCAACAAAUCCAACAGGAAAUUCAUCAUCAAAUAUGCUUGUUUCAUCACUUGUUUCAAAUUCUCCACCAUUAUCUACACGAACAUCAUCAACAAGUAAUAGUAGUCCAAGUACAAGUAGUCAUAUUAUUAAUAAUUCAUAUCUUAAUACAAUUAUGGCUGGACAACAAAAUCUGUCAUCAACAAAUACAAAUCCACAUACUCAUGAAAAAGCAUUAAAACGAGAUUCUAUAAGCACGAAAAGUUCAGGUGUAUCAUCAUCAUCAUCAUUAAAUCGUCCAACAUCUAUUCAGCAAACAGUACCAGUACCGAUUCCAUUAACUAUUCCAUCAUCAUCAUCUUCAACAUCAUCAUCAUCAUCAUCAUCAUCAUCGUCAUCAUCAUCAAAUGUAACAACAAAUUGUGUUGUUAAUCAACAACAACAACAACAACAGCAAUCAUCACCUUUAUUAAAUUCACUUGAUCCUGCAGUUGCUAUGCGACAACAAGCAUCGCCAUUACAACAAUUUCUUGGACCAGAUUCUGUACCGUUUCGUAAUGUGUAUCCUGAUGCACCUGACCCGUACGGUGCAUCAUCGACUCUUUAUGCACCAACAAAUAUGGCUUUUGCUGCAGCUCAACAAAUGUUCAAUGUCAUAGGUAUAUCUGGUAGUCAUCAUUCAUUUCCUUCUGAUUUAUAUUCUAAUCCUGAACCGUAUUUUCGUUUAAAUCCACCAACAAAUGAAUUAUCACGUGAUCCAUAUAAUGUUCAAUGGCAAGGAAAUUUAAUAUUAAAAAAUGAUCAAGCAUAUGUUAAAACUCAACUUGUUGCUGGUAGUCCACAAAUAGCACGUGCAUCAAUGAAUUAUUGGAAUUCAGAUUCAUUAUCAACAACAUCAUCAAAUUUACAAACAUCUUUACAUCAUAAUUUACGAAUAUCACAACGUAUGCGUUUAGAACAAGCACAACUUGAAGGUGUACAAAAACGUAUGCAAAUGGAUACUGAUCAUUGUAUAUUAAUAGCUGAACCAAAUGGUUCAACACCAGAUGAAAUACGUAUACAACAAAAUAAUUUAAAAAAUGGUGUUAUACGAUAUUUUGAUGAAAAAAAAGCAGCCGGAAUUGUCAAUGUUUUAUUGCCCGGUGCAUCACAACCAGCUUACGUUGUACAUAUAUUUCCACCAUGUCAAUUUGCAUCUGAAAUUUUACAGAAACGUGCACCGGAUACUUAUCGUUGUGUUGUUCAAAAUAAAAUUGAACAAAUUUAUUUGUUAAUUGUCAUAACGAGUACAGUUCAAUAG
Rotaria sp. Silwood2 is the source of this 9822-nucleotide messenger RNA. The record is from the annotation of a GenBank genome assembly. NCBI's taxonomy places the organism in Eukaryota, Metazoa, Rotifera, Eurotatoria, Philodinida, Philodinidae.